AUAGCAUUGAGAUAAGUCAAUCAAACCUGAAAUGUAGGCCUAACUAAAUGCAAAAUGGAUCUUCGUGUGCCUGGUGUGGUUGUGUGUGUUUCCUUGAUGUUGGCAGUUUUCACCUGCCGAAUUCACAGUGCUGAAGUUAAAUCCACCCAAAAUGUAACAAUAAAACAGAAAGGAUAUCUCUGGUCAUUAUUUGGAGCGCAGUGCGGCCAUAAAUAUGACUUCGAUGUGGACCAGGCGAAGUGCGGCCAACCAGCGGUCGCGUCCACAAUCGGUCUUCAUGAUGGACCGCUGAGGAUUGUCGGAGGAAACAUAUCUGCGCCGCAGAAUUGGCCCUGGAUGAUUUCCCUUACAAAUCCAUCCUAUGUUCAUGUAUGUGGUGGUUCACUGAUAGGCCGGCGAUGGGUCUUGACGGCUGCUCACUGCAUGACGAGAGCUGGCUACACCAACAUAUCAGAGUGGACCGCCAUACUUGGGAAAUAUUAUCAACUUGUUCCUGAGUCGACAGACGUGUUGCGAGGCAUCAAACGCGUCAUCGUCCAUCCUGACUAUAAAGUCCGACCAUCCGACCCCAGUGCCCUUGGGUCAUUCUCCACCUAUGAAAAUGACAUUGCCCUGCUAGAACUUGACGGAGAAGUAACUCUCAACGAUGACAUUCGACCAGUGUGCCUACCGGAUAGACUGAGAUUUACAAAGAAGGAUACGUGUGCAAUCACAGGCUGGGGUCUCACAUACGACGUCAGCAGUGCGUCAAGUAUCGCGGAGCUGCUGGGAUUACGGGAGGCACAGGUUCCCCUCAUAAAGGCUUCGUGGUGCAAAAGAAGAGCCUACAAGUAUGAAAAAUCAUUGAUAGAACGCACCAUGAUAUGUGCCGGGUAUGACAAAGGCGGUGUGGAUGCAUGUCAGUUUGACAGUGGUGGUCCGUUGUCCUGCAUGGAUAAACGUGAUGGCAGAUGGUAUCUGACAGGCAUUACAAGCUGGGGCUAUCCGGUCUGCGGUCAACCGGGAUACCCAGGCGUUUACACAUUGGUGCCAGCAUUCAGCAAAUGGAUUCGUUAUCAGAUUUCUGCUACAACAGAUUAAAAUAACCUUCAUGCUGACUUGGACAUUCAAUUCGGAUCAGGACUUUCUGCAGAGAGUGAACAACGUAGGGGUAACACCUCACGAGAAAAAAUGUGAAGUUGAACAUUUGGGUUUAAUUUCUUUUUACCAUGAAUAAGGAAUACUCGCUCCGAGAUAUGUUCUGUAUUACUAUAAUCGUAUUAAUAUUGUUAAAAGAAUGAUAAGCUCGGGACACAGGCCCCGAUAUUAGCAUUGUGAUCCGUUCAAUAAGGUAGAACAAUAUCUUGACGGUCUCUUACGAACUCUUAAAGUUCAGGUAGAUCUAACUACAUGUACUUCUAUAGUUCGUCUGUUGAGACGGGCAUGGUACCUAAUCCAGCUUCGCCCGAGGUCGUGAAAUCCUUUGAGUUCAGAUCUUAAUUCAACA
Molecule: messenger RNA, 1486 nt
Organism: Lineus longissimus
Lineage: Eukaryota; Metazoa; Nemertea; Pilidiophora; Heteronemertea; Lineidae
Product: prostasin-like
Exons: 7
Coding region: 55-1080 (341 amino acids)
Biological process (GO): proteolysis
Molecular function (GO): serine-type endopeptidase activity
Source: RefSeq, a predicted model, not a curated record